GCCAGAAACACCACUGUAGCCCCCACCAAUGGCACCACAGCACUUCCCAGGGCCUUCCUCAGGAGGUUGAUUCAAGCAGGGUAUCGCGUGGUGCCACCUGCCAAGUAUGGUGGACCACCAGACCAAGCCAUGGGGGCCAGAAACACCACUGUAGCCCCCACCAAUGGCACCACAGCACUUCCCAGGGCCUUCCUCAGGAGGUUGAUUCAAGCAGGGUAUCGCGUGGUGCCACCUGCCAAGUAUGGUGGACCACCAGACCAAGCCAUGGGUCUCCCUGGAGUGAGAAGCUUUGGUGGGAUGCCACAAAGGUUCCCUGCUGGGUACCCUCAACCAUGGGGACCAGUUGCAGGAGCCCCAGCACCAGCACCAUAUCCACCACCACCACCAUUCCUACCAGCAGCACCAUUCCCACCAUCAUUCAGGCAAAGACCCAAUGUGCCUCAGCACCCAGGUUUUGGUGGUAUGCCUCAAAGGAUGCCUGUACCUCAUCAUAUGAUGGCUCCUCCUGCUCAGAUGCCAAUGAGGGGUUACCCUCCACCAGCUCCUGCCAUUGGGUACCCUCAACCUCAUAGGUUUCCUCCAAUGAUGCAAUAUCCUCCAAGACAAUACAGGCACCUGGAACAGGAAUACAUGCAAAUGAAACCCAGAGAAAGGAAAGUUGCUGAAGAAGGUCGAGUGGUCCUGUUCCCUAAGAAACGGAAGGCCAGAGGUUCCUGUGAGGCUUUGCCAGGUGGGUGUCUCCCAGUGUGCACAGCAGACCCAUGUGCAACCCAAAGUGCAGAAGUUGACAACCCCUGUGGGGAACUUCCACUUUGCACUCCAUGGACUGGCACUUCAUCCACUUCCCCCAAGCCUACAACCACUCAAGCUGUAGAGGCCCUGAGAAGGUUAUUGAAAGCAGGAUUCAAAAUCUUGCCACCAGAGGCCCCAGGAGUUGGAGGAUACCCCAGACAGUACAACCCCUAUGGCAACUACCCCAUGAACUACCCAGCCAUGUAUGGAGGCUAUCCUCAACCUUAUCAAAAUUACCAAAUGCCCAGGAUUUACCAGCCUCCAAGACCACAGCAGCAGCAGCAGAAGGUGGCCAAUAAGCGCCCUGGUGGUGCACCAGUGGCGCAGAAGGCACCAUCACCUGCAAUGAUGCCACAACAGUACCCAAACUACCCUAGGCAAGGAUUUGCCAACCUUGGAAACUACCAAAGGGCAGCACCUGGGCCCUUUGUGUUUUUCCUGGCUGUGUUUUUGGCAGCCAUGCUGAUGGUCUGCACUGCUGAGCAAGACUCCCUGGAGCCAGUGUCUCCAUCUCUGGAUGAAUGGCCUCACAUUUGGGGUGGUCCUUAUUGGUACCCUCCUUACCAAUAUUUUCCCUAUCCUGCAGGGCUUCAAGUGGAGUCUAGGGAAGGAGGGCAUGGUAUGGAACCUGGACCCAAUUGGAAACCCAAGAGGACCAAAGGAAGAAUCAUGCACCAACACUGGUUGAAGAUCAUGCAAGGCAAAGCUGGAGGUGGCAGAUACAACAAAGUGCCAAAUGACACCUCAUUGCCUGAAUCUUCCAGAUAUGGUUUUGUGGGAUAA
Messenger RNA from Notodromas monacha, 1575 nucleotides. NCBI's taxonomy places the organism in Eukaryota, Metazoa, Arthropoda, Ostracoda, Podocopida, Cyprididae. The record is from the annotation of a GenBank genome assembly.